Messenger RNA from Magnolia sinica, 2116 nucleotides. RefSeq names its product glycerol-3-phosphate dehydrogenase SDP6, mitochondrial. Bases 45 to 1937 code for a protein of 630 amino acids. The transcript has 7 exons. The record is from RefSeq and is a predicted model, not a curated record. Lineage: Eukaryota; Viridiplantae; Streptophyta; Magnoliopsida; Magnoliales; Magnoliaceae. Gene Ontology annotation, cellular component: glycerol-3-phosphate dehydrogenase (FAD) complex; mitochondrion. Gene Ontology annotation, molecular function: glycerol-3-phosphate dehydrogenase (quinone) activity. Gene Ontology annotation, biological process: glycerol-3-phosphate metabolic process.
GUUUCAGCGUCAUUUCUUCAGGCACCGAAAGUGAAGAAUCCGUCAUGGCCAGCGCUGCUAGAUUGAAGCGUGUCGGUGCCGUUGUAGCAGCCGCGGGAGGAGCGUGGGGAGCACUGAACAUCCGUGAUCCCGCCCUAAUCUCGGAGAACAACAGAGGGAGCUUCGAGAGCGUCCGGAGCAGGAUCGCCGAUCCUAAUGCUGUCGUCCCAUCGAGGGAGGUCCAGGCGUCCGCCCUGAUGGGCAGCAGCUCCAUCAAUCCCCUCGAUGUCCUCGUCAUCGGAGGUGGGGCCACUGGGUGUGGGGUCGCCCUCGAUGCUUCGUCGAGGGGCCUCCGUGUGGGGCUCGUCGAGCGGGAGGAUUUCUCGUCAGGGACGUCGUCCCGGUCCACCAAGUUGAUCCAUGGAGGGGUUCGCUACUUGGAGAAAGCUGUCUUUAAUUUUGACUAUGGACAGCUGAAAUUGGUUUUCCAUGCACUCGAGGAGCGUAAGCAGGUUAUUGAGAACGCUCCACAUUUGUGCCAUGCUUUGCCAUGCAUGACUCCAUGUUUUGAUUGGUUUGAAGCAGUGUACUAUUGGAUGGGAUUGAAAUUAUAUGAUUUGGUUGCCGGCCCACGCAUGUUGCAUUUGUCUCGAUAUUACUCUGCUAUAGAGUCAGUUGAACUUUUCCCCACUCUCGCUAAGCAAGGGAAAGGUAGAAGCUUGAAAGGUACAGUUGUAUACUAUGAUGGGCAGAUGGAUGAUUCUCGACUUAACGUUGGAUUGGCAUGCACUGCCGCAUUAGCCGGUGCAGCAGUUCUUAACCAUGCGGAGGUGGUUUCCUUUCUUAAGGAUGAGGUUAGUGAACGGAUCGUUGGUGCACGUGUUCGAGACAAUUUAUCAGGCAAAGAGUUUGAUACAUAUGCAAAAGUUGUUGUGAAUGCGGCUGGGCCAUUUUGUGACUCUGUAAGGAAAAUGGCUGACAAAGAUGCACCACCUAUGAUCUGUCCCAGCAGUGGCGUACACAUUGUUCUUCCAGAUUAUUAUUCUCCUGAAGGAAUGGGCUUAAUAGUUCCCAAAACGAAGGAUGGCCGUGUGGUGUUCAUGCUUCCUUGGUUGGGAAGGACAGUUGCAGGAACUACCGAUUCAAGCACUACAAUAACCAUGCUUCCAGAACCACAUGAAGAUGAGAUACAGUUUAUAUUGGAUGCCAUCUGUGAUUAUCUUAAUGUUAAGGUGCGGCGCACAGAUGUUCUUUCUGCGUGGAGUGGCAUACGCCCAUUGGCCGUGGAUCCGUCGGCUAAGAACACCGAGAGCAUUUCCAGAGAUCAUGUUGUAUGUGAAGAUUACCCUGGUUUGGUCACUAUUACUGGUGGAAAGUGGACUACCUACCGAAGCAUGGCAGAAGACGCUGUUGAUGCAGCUAUAAAGUCUGGCAAGCUGAAUCCAUCCAAUGGUUGUGUGACUAACCGCCUGCGAAUUGUUGGUGGGGAUGGAUGGCAUCCUGCACUGUUCACAGUACUAGCUCAGCAAUACAUACGCAUGAAGAAGACACACAGUGGGAAAGUUGUUCCAGGGGUAAUGGACAGUGCUGCGGCCAAGCACUUGGCUCGUGCAUAUGGUACUUUGGCUGAACGAGUGGCUAUGAUUGCUCAGAAUGAGAAUCUAGGGAAGCGGCUGGCCCACGGAUACCCUUUUCUAGAAGCUGAGGUUGCAUAUUGUGCUCGGCAUGAGUACUGCGAGUCCGUCGUCGAUUUCAUUGCUAGGAGAUCUCGACUUGCUUUCCUCGACACCGAUGCAGCAGGCCGGGCAUUGCCACGUGUAAUACAGAUAUUGGCCGCUGAGCACAAGUGGGACAGGUCAAGACAGAAGCAAGAGCUACAGAAAGCUAAAGAUUUCUUAGAAACAUUCAAGUCUUCUAAGAACGCACAAUUCCAUGAUGGAAAGCACACAGGUUCAUGAAUUGAAUUAAGAUGGAAUUCCCUGAGACAAGUUCAAUGUAGCAAAUGAGCAGAUGGUUUUUCGUCAGAGAUUUGUGUUCCUGACUUUUUUGUUGGGAGAAGGUAUGGUCCAAAUAAGUUUCUUUCCACUUAAUGUGACAAACUUCUACUUGCACAUCAAUAAAAGCACGUCUCCCAUUA